Molecule: messenger RNA, 715 nt
Organism: Drosophila sechellia
Lineage: Eukaryota; Metazoa; Arthropoda; Insecta; Diptera; Drosophilidae
Exons: 1
Coding region: 100-537 (145 amino acids)
Source: RefSeq, a predicted model, not a curated record
CAUGGAGUUGCCACAUCGGUGGUAAAGAACCAGAAUUAGUUCAGCGAAAAACUGUUCUUUUUUGGAACCAAAACAAUUCCGGCGCGGCUCAUAUCAAAUAUGUCUAAAAUCACAAAAAACUCCAAUAAAAUUGACAUUAAGGAUUCUAGCAGCGGGGAAGAUUCAAAUAGUGGCGACAAUAACACGUCCACAAGUUCCAGUGACUUUGAAACUAGCAGAAAACACAAACUACGUCGCAGAUCCUGUCGAAAUGUAUCAUAUCAUUAUCAUGCGCUGCCCAUGCGCGUAGUUGGCGAAAAUGCUGCAGCACUGGCACAAACUCCCAGCACCACUCGUGAUUUAACAUUAAGCUCAGCUCAAAUAAUUGAAGACAGUUCCGAUUCUGAGUUUCAUAUUUCAAACGAUACCAGCAACGAUGAGCCGGCCAACAAAUCGAUAACGUUUACAGCACGUCCAUUAGAGAAGUAUGAUUUAGAAUAUAUAAGAAAAUUUCGUAAGCGCAAAAAGAAGCCGAGUAAAACUUUGUAUGUUGAUUAAAUUUCAAAUAACAACUGUUGACCAGGGCUGGUAAAACCAAAUGCCCAACAGUUAGCCAACACUGGCAACCCAAGCCAGGGUUGGCUAGUGCGUUUUUGGAGUAGUGGUAAAUUUUUACGAGCAUAACUAUUUACACUGAUUUUAUGUAAAUAAAACAAACAAAACGUAGCAAAAUUAA